Phasianus colchicus (ring-necked pheasant) is the source of this 5369-nucleotide messenger RNA. It is a transcript of the gene CENPI, whose product is annotated as centromere protein I. Gene Ontology annotation, cellular component: kinetochore; inner kinetochore. The record is from RefSeq and is a predicted model, not a curated record. Lineage: Eukaryota; Metazoa; Chordata; Aves; Galliformes; Phasianidae. Gene Ontology annotation, biological process: mitotic sister chromatid segregation; CENP-A containing chromatin assembly.
CGGAGGCGGGGGGGGCGCUGCGUGGUGAGCGGUGCGCAUGUGCGGCGCGGAAGUUUGAACUGCGGGCGGUUGGAGUGAGGAAACUUGCUCUUCAACACUUGAUCUGUCUGCUUCCCCCUUUGCAAUGAAGGACCAGAACCCAUGUGACAAAUGAGUGGAAUUCUCCCAUCUCAACUGAAAGUCUGAGAAGAUGCAACGAAGGCAGAGUUCUAAGCACUCCAAGCGACCUCUGCAAGUUCACCACAGCAAUCAGACUGAUCUCUCUGCUUGGAGGAAAGGAGAGACAGUUGAUACUGGAAAAAGUGCCCAGAGUCAUCGAUCUCUGAGUGAUCAGAAAAAUGACAAUGAGCAGGACUCCCUUGAGCAAGCUCUGAGCUACUUUGAGAAAAUUCAAGAUCGAGUUUCACUGAAAAAGAGUGAAGUUCUGCAGAAACACUUGUCUACUCUGGAAAGCAUUGCCCUGAAAAGAGGUUUACCCCCUGAAGGAUUUGAUGUAUUGCUAGAUGUGGCACUCAGUGGCAAACUUGCUGAUGGAGUGAACACUCGUUUACUGAAGAGCCUGAUCCCAGCCUCAGCAAUACCAGAAAGUUCUGUUGUUUCUUCUGUAUCUUGGUUCUGUGUCAGCAAAUGCUCAAGCAACAUCCAGCUGCUUUUUCUAAGAUGGCUGAUCACGAUGUUUGACUUCAUUGAUCAGAAGGAACAAGUUCAUGCCCUCUAUGGCAUCUUCUUUUUCUUCCUGAAUGAUGAGAAGUUGUGUCCCUACAUCUGCCAUGUGCUCUACCUGCUGACCAGGAAAGAAAAUGUCAAGCCUUUUCGGGUCAGGCGACUCCUUGAUCUCCAAUCAAAAAUGGGUAUGCAACCUCAUCUGCAGGCUCUGCUAUCACUUUAUAAGCUUUUCUGUCCUGAGCUGGUAUCCAUAACCCUUCCUCAGAAAAUGAAGGCUUAUUUCAAGAAUGCAGACGGCCCUUGGAAAGCAGCAAUCAGCGCUGUAAGGCAAAGAAACCAGGCCAAUUCUACAGUGCCCCAACCAUUGCUUCUAGGCACAGCUCAACCUCACUCACGAAAAAGAAAAUGGAAUACCCAGUUGAUUGUACCUGCAAGCAGUGCCAACGCACAGAAUUUAGUGGUGGGUGGGAAAAUGAGCCGUGUUGAUUCAUUCAGUGCUAACAGAUCUUUUCCAGUGGAGCAGCUGCGGACCUUUCCCCAACUCCUACAAAAUAUCCACCGCCUGGAGUUUCCUUCCCAGAUGGGCUCAGUGCUAACAAACCCGUUAUUGCUUCACUACAUGAACUGCAGCAAAGAUGAAUCUGCUUAUCUGAGGCUCUACUAUUGGAUGGGACAGACUCUUCAGGAAGAGUGCACCUGGUGUGUAGUUGAUAAUAACCAACAUGAAGAAGAAUUCAAAGGCUUCCUGGAAACCGCCUACAAGGCAGAGUGUUUCUUACAAGAGGGAUUUCCUUCCUGUGAGGAGUUCCUAUACAGGAGUCUUCCUCUCUGGGAUGGUGUUUCCUGCCGAUCACAAAUCCUCCAACUCAUCAGUUGGAUCCCCCUCAGUACCUUCUCUGAAAUGAAAUCACAACUCUGCGAUCCCCUGGCACAGCUCUUCUUCACAUCAUCCCUUUACUUUAAGUGCAGUGUUCUGGAGAGUCUGAAAGAGUUGCUACAGAACUGGUUAAACUGGCACGUGGUUCAGCUGGAUUCAGAGUCUGAUUCUCAACUCAGUUCUCUGAAUACCACCCUUUCUGGACUAGUGAGUGGGGUGGCUGAACUCAUCAACUUUGUGGGACGGAUUUCUACUGCUGCAUUGCACUUGGAGAAGAGUCAUACCUUCUUACUGCACUUCAUCCUGGACUUCUAUGAGACCGUGUGUGACAUAUAUCUGAAGUACAAACUGCCGUUGCUGAUAAUGCCUCCUGCUGGAGUUUUCUACCCAGCACUGCUCAGCAUGGAUUCUGUCAACUUAAAUCAGCUCUGCUACAUCAUGUACAGGUAUAGAACCAACUUGAUAGCUGCAAAAGAGAAUGAGAUGAGUAAAAAGAAAAUACAGCAAUUCAAGUUCAGUAGCCAGACAUAUCAAGAGUAUAACCAGUACAUCAUAGCCAUGGUGGGUUGUCUGUGGACAUCCAGUGCAUUCCAGAAGGAUAAUCAUCCUCAAGGCAUUUGUCUGGAUGAUGAAUUGCUGAAGAAAACUGGAGUGGAGGAAUACAAAAACAGCUUCAAUAUUGUCUACCACCCAGCUCUGAUGUGCUAUGCUGUUGACUUCCUGCAGCAGGCCUGGCCAGAUGAUACCACCUUCAACUUCAAUCUAAUUAAGGGGAAGAAGUGGAACUGGUAUCUGAGAUAUCUCUAUGGGCAAGGUUUAGAGGGCCUGAAGCUCUUCAUUGAAAGCAGCAUCAAUCGUGUUUCCAAGGCCUCUCAGAGUAAAGAGGAUAAGAAAGUGUGACUCUAGGACUUGUUGGAGCCUUUUUGUCAUCUGGAGUAGGGAAACAGAACAUUAGCAGACUGUGUCAGUAAUUCUUGCUUCCUCAGAGGAAAGAAACAGAGCAAUUAUGCUUGCCUUCAUUUUCGUGCUGGCAUCUGUGUUAGGAAAGCAAAAAUAGAGAAGGAACAUUUAGGCUGUUUUGGUUCACCAGCUCUGAACCCCCUUAUUUCCUGCUGAACUUCUUUUGCCUGAGGCUGCUGAGCUGCUGUGAUAUGUAACAUCCCUGUUUUUCAUCUUCAUUUUUCUUUGUUGGAAUAUCUGAAGGGAAAAAACACUUUCCAUCUCAAAGCUGCAGCGAGAAGUGCUGCCUCAUUUAGAAGAUAUUGAUAUGACCCUCCUCUUUCUUCCCUGACAACUUGCACAGUACCCUGGACAACUGAUUUUAUGCUGGACUGGAGGACUGCAUGUUUCCCAGCUCCCUGCUGUGCCAUGUACAUGCUGUGUCAUAACAGGAUGGCCAGACUGACCCUCCUGAACUUCACUUCUGUUAUGAGUCUUCCAGAAGAGACUUUGUGAUACCUUUGCUUGUAAUGUUCUUGUAAUGCACUUGAAGAACUUUGUGCACCACUGGUUUACUGGUGACCUUCAACAGCUGAACAGAAUUGCCACUGGCUCACCAUUUCCUAUUGAUAAGCUUUCCUUCUUGUGUUUUUAGUUCUAUAAUGUUGUAUAUUAAAUGUGUACAUAUAUAUAUAUUCUGUAAAAAUACUUCAGAAAUGCCAUUUUGAAGGAUCUCUGAUUUAAAAAAAAAAAGCGUCCUCUCGUAUUCUAUUUUAACACUAAGUAGAAGUCAGAUGAACUGAGGUCUCCAAUUAUCUCACCACUAAUGUGGUUGUAAAUGCUCAGAAGGUGAGUGACAGAGACUUCCUUUCUGUUGGGGAAGAUGCCUGUGUUCUGAAAGGUGUCUGAUGUAUGUAAAUGUUUUUAAAGAUGCUAGUAGCAAAAUGCUAUGUGAGCUACUGAACAUUGCAUAGUUGUUCAUCCUUGAUCCAUUUUUUUCUUAACCUUUGUAGGUGUUUUAUUCAGAAAUAACAGGAUUGUGCUAUGGAAGGCAGUUGUGGCACCACCAGUCCUAUUUUGUGCUGAGAACAAACUGGGUACAGUUCUGUUAUUCAGGUGCAUGGGAUGGACUUUUGUAGGUCAUUCUUUCACAUCUGGACACUUCUCUUCCAGAUAAGACUUUUUCUCUACUACCUCUCCACUUACAUGGAAGAAUGGGCCCAUUAGAAAAGUUGCUGCUCUCUUUUUUCCUGCUCUUACUGUCCAACAUGGUAAAUUUUGUAGACAACUUACUAUUACAAGCAUAUGCUCAAAAGUUUGUCUGACCACAGCAUCUGCUUGAGGACUAAAAUUAAGGUAGUCGAGCUCUGUCAAUUUCUUCAUAAGUUAGGAAAGAAAUCAAUGAUUUGUCUCUAGUGCCCUUCUCUGCCAGUUGUAGUACUUCUGCCUUGUGUGUGCUCUAGGACAAUAUAAUAGAAACUGUCAUAUUUAUUGAUGGGAAGAAUGAGGGAUGAAUAGUUCUUUCAGUCUUUUCUUCUUUACCUUUCUAAUAGCCAGGUGAGGUGCUCCCAAAACACCAGCUGAGCAGCUGGUUCCCAAACCCAAGCCCUCAAUUCCUUAAGGCACAGUGACCUGGGCAUUACACAUCCAGAUGUGAAUGGCUCAGGCUCAAGUUAAGCUGAAUUCCUUUUGUGAAGCCACGUUUGCUUUGUGUUUAUAUUACUCAUCUCCCUACAAAACCUUGAUUAUGUAUACAUCCUUUUACAUUGGGCAGUGUUGCUCUUGCAUAGAGUCAGCUUGCUCUGAAGGAGUUAACAAUUUCAACCUGUUUUCAGCUGGAAUGAGGAAACUGAUUCCUCUGUGUCCCUGCUUUCUAUUCUCUUGCUGGCCUACUUCCCUCUGCUUGCAUUUUGCAUUCCUAAUGCCAUGAAUAAAUCAGGACCCAAGGAUUUAGAAGGUGGUACAGCUGUAGCCACUCAAAAUCGAACCUCUGAGGCUUACACUGCAGCUCCAACAACUGCCAGCAUGUAUGUUCUGAGCCCUUUAAUAACAUUUAACUGUACCAAAAAUAAAACUCACCUCUGUGCUGUUUUCCACUAAUGUUUACACACUGGUACCUCUAUCCCAUGUCUCCUCACUUUGCUUCCUUUGCCUUUGAGUUGAAGCUCAGCUAUAAGCCCUUCAGGCAAAGCAGUCACCUCCUGAUCACUGUGGUUUAUCACCAGUUUUUGCAGCGAGGAGAAGAGGAAUAAGGGAAACUGAGGACUGUGACCCUGCUGAGAGUUCAUCUUCAACUGUGUUAAAGGUUCUGUAGAGAGCUCCUCUCCCUGGCUGUGGUCCUAGAUCCUCUGAUAGCUUGUAAUUAAUAAUGCAUGCUGACCUGAUUUUCUUUGUAGCUCUGUGGCUCCUGGGGGAGAGUGUGUGAGGAGCUCCUUGUGGGCUCUUCAGGUGGAGGAUGCUUCAGCCUGGGAGAACAACAGGUUUUGGAAACAAGCUUGCUCUGGAGGAUGAGUAUCUUGAAAGAACCAAGUCUCCAAAUAUCGACUUCUAGGAAAGACGUCCCUCAUCAUGGCUCUGAUCUUCAGAAUAACAGUUACAACUUGUUCUGAUGUGUUUAUUGAGGAGGUCAUUAAGGUCAGGUGGCAUUAGGCUCUGGAGCCCUGAGAUCUGCACCCAGCUAUCAGAGCUGUGCCAUAACUCCCAGCUAACUGUGAUGGUUGGGGCAGGCACUGAAGUACCUGAGCAGUACUGGUGGUUUCAGUGAAGUGCUGAUUUGUGAUGCUGCCUUAUUUCUGUUCUUGGUUUUGUGUUCUAUAUGAGCAAAAGAUUCCCACAGCAAAGGUAUUUUUUUAAUGCCUUGAUAAAUUUGCUGCCAGUUUGCUCGCCU